Vanrija pseudolonga is the source of this 1710-nucleotide messenger RNA. It is a transcript of the gene Oxa1l, whose product is annotated as Mitochondrial inner membrane protein OXA1L. Bases 41 to 1675 code for a protein of 544 amino acids. Gene Ontology annotation, cellular component: mitochondrial inner membrane. Gene Ontology annotation, molecular function: membrane insertase activity. Lineage: Eukaryota; Fungi; Basidiomycota; Tremellomycetes; Trichosporonales; Trichosporonaceae. The transcript is spliced from 4 exons. Gene Ontology annotation, biological process: protein insertion into mitochondrial inner membrane from matrix. The record is from RefSeq and is a predicted model, not a curated record.
CGGGCCGACAACCUUGUUGUUACCGCCAACACUGUCCGCAAUGCUCGCAAGGUCACUCCACGCAAGGGCAGCCCUCCAGACGAGGGCAGCCGCCCCUUCGUCCCAGCUCGCGGCGGUCCGCAAGCUGUCAAUGGCUGCCAAGCCGUCGCCGUCGCCCGUCGCUCUUGGAAAGCGCCCGGUCAUUCUACCGAGGAGAGCAGCCCUCGCCGGCGUCGCCGUCCGCCACCUGUCUUGGACGCCGUGGUCGAGCUCCUCCUCGACGCCGGCACCGGCGGCCGAGCCCGAAGCCGCCGCCGCCGCUGCCAACGCUUCGGCCAACCCGUCGAUCCCGAUCAACACGCCCGUCCCCUCAUCCGACAUCCCCGCCGACCCCGUCGAGCCGCCUCUCCCUCCCGCCGACCACCUGACGUCGACUGCGCCAGACAACCAGUUCCACUCGGACCCUUCGUCGCUCCUCCCGCAGUCCGGCGCCAACAGCAUGACGCCCACGCUCGAGGACCUGAUCACCAAGUCGGGCCUUCCCCUCGAAGAGGUGCUCAACUCGCCCGAGGCCGUCCACGCCGCCGUCAAGGUAUCGGACCUGUCCCUCAUGGGCCUCGAGCACGGCCCGCUCAACCCCGCUGGCUGGCUCCGUGAUGCCCUCGUCGGCCUUCACAACAUCACCGCCUUGCCAUGGUGGGCGACGAUUGCGCUCAUGACGGUCACCGUCCGACUCAUCUUGCUGCGAUUCGUCAUCAGCAACGCGCGCCACAAUGUCCGCCUCGCCGCUGUCCAGCCUCAAAUGACGGCGCUCAUGAAGCGUCUCAGCGACGCCAAGACAACGAAGGACCAGAACGCCAUGCAGGUCGCCACACAGAACCUGUCCCAGCUGAUGAAGGAAAACGAUGUUUCGCCCUUCCGCCCGCUUCUCAUGCCCCUCAUGCAGAUGCCCUUCUUCCUCGCCUUCUUCUACGCGCUCCGCCGGCUCGCCGACGCACCGUUGCCGCAGCUCAAGGAAGGCGGCUUUGGCUGGGUCAUGGACCUCACAGUGGCGGACCCCUACUACAUCCUCCCCAUGACCUCGAUCGCCCUCCAGCUUCUUGUCCUCCACUUUGGCGCCGACGGCAGUGCCCAGGCUCGCGCCCAAUCUCAGCUGGCUCACAUGCGCAACGGUCUCACUGUCGCCUCACCUUUCCUGGUCUACUUUGUGUCGCAGUUCCCAGCAGCCGUCCUGUUCUACUGGACUACAGCCAACACCUUCACCUUGAUCCAGGCCCUCGCCCUUCAGCAGAACUGGGUCAAGAAGCUUUUCCGGAUCCCUCCUGCCCCGGUCAUUGCCCCACCUCCAGAGGACUCAUAUGUCAACCCAAACCCAGGAUUCAAGGACACGUGGGGGGUGGUUAAGAACUUCCACAGGGACAGCUUUGCCCCCAUGCUUGAGAGGGCCAAUCUCGCGAAGCAGGCAAAGGAAGAGGCGGCUGCCCUUGCCAAGGAGAAGGAGAUCCGCUCCAAUGCCCGUGCCGGCACUGGUCUGCUCACCGAGCGUGUUCAGGAGCCCAGGCGCUCGGCCUUCCUCGAGGCUGACGCCGCUGCCUCAUCGUCAUCCCCUUCUGAACCUGUCGUUCGCCUGUCGCGCGAGGAGGAGAAGAGGCAGCGUAUCCAGGCGGCUCGCGAGAAGCGUUCGCGUCAGCAGUAACUUGUAGAGAUUGGGCCAGUUUUGCAUCGCAUGUC